UUUAAUUCUUUCAUAACCCUAUUGGGUGUUUUUUUAAACUAAAUUAACAUGGCUCGAAUGAACCGCCCUGCUCCUGUGGAAGUCACAUACAAGAACAUGCGAUUUCUUAUUACACACAAUCCAACCAAUGCAACCUUAAACAAAUUUAUAGAGGAACUUAAGAAGUAUGGAGUUACCACAAUAGUAAGAGUAUGUGAAGCAACUUACGACACUACUCUUGUGGAGAAAGAAGGCAUUCAUGUUCUUGACUGGCCUUUUGAUGAUGGUGCACCACCAUCCAACCAGAUUGUCGAUGACUGGUUAAGUCUUGUGAAGAUUAAGUUUCGUGAAGAACCUGGUUGCUGUAUUGCUGUCCAUUGUGUCGCAGGCCUUGGCAGAGCUCCGGUGCUUGUUGCCCUAGCAUUAAUUGAAGGUGGAAUGAAAUAUGAAGAUGCAGUACAAUUCAUAAGACAAAAGCGGCGCGGAGCGUUUAACAGCAAGCAACUUUUGUACCUGGAGAAGUACCGCCCGAAGAUGCGGCUCCGCUUCAAGGAUUCCAAUGAACUGGAGGUCUGGAAGAAGAUGGAGGAUCAGAGAAAUAGGCAUUCAGCCGUCUACCUUAAGUGCCUGAGUGGGGAGACAAACGGCUGCUCACCCAGAAAUCAAAGAAAAGCAAGGAUGACAGCCACCAAAGCAGGAUGUGUUCCUGUAGUCAUUGAUGGACUUUGUCCCUCUGGGGAAAUGGUUGUCAUUGUGUAA
Messenger RNA from Mus caroli (Ryukyu mouse), 738 nucleotides. It is a transcript of the gene Ptp4a1, whose product is annotated as protein tyrosine phosphatase 4A1. NCBI's taxonomy places the organism in Eukaryota, Metazoa, Chordata, Mammalia, Rodentia, Muridae. The record is from RefSeq and is a predicted model, not a curated record. Gene Ontology annotation, biological process: protein dephosphorylation.